This is a messenger RNA of Eutrema salsugineum, 2661 nucleotides long. Its product is annotated as pentatricopeptide repeat-containing protein At3g48810. The transcript has a single exon. Bases 234 to 2186 code for a protein of 650 amino acids. The record is from RefSeq and is a predicted model, not a curated record. Gene Ontology annotation, molecular function: protein binding. NCBI's taxonomy places the organism in Eukaryota, Viridiplantae, Streptophyta, Magnoliopsida, Brassicales, Brassicaceae.
UCCUGAGCAAACCCUCAAACGAAACACCGCCGUUUAAGUCACCUCCGGCCAACCUUGUCGCUGCCAGCCGUAGCUCAGUAUCCCGUCUCCGUCUUAAUCCAUUGAAAGAGUACUGUUAACUUCAGAAAAUCAAAUUGUGCGUUUUGGUUUCUGGAUAAAAGGAGACUCUUUUAUCGGUGAGUUUCUGGGACAUUUGCAAAAGUUCUCAACUUUUGAUUCCGGUUUUUGUUGUGAUGUACCUGAAAGAAGGAUGUUCGUUGCUGCUGAAAGUUCAAAAACCCAUUAUUCCAUUUGUCCUCAAUACUAAUCUCACCGGGAAAUUGCUCCUGGAAUCUCCAAACCCUGCCACAGAAAUCAAAGAAUUUGAAGUGGUAAAGAGGCUGAGACAAGAGUCAUGUGUCCCUUUAGCUUUGCAGUACUUCAAAUCCAUUGCCAAUUCAAAUCUCUUCAAGCACACGCCUUUGACAUUCGAGGUGAUGAUCAGAAAGCUUGCAGGUGAUGGUCAGAUUGAUAGUGUUCAGUAUCUUUUGCAGCAAAUGAAACUCCAAGGUUUUCAGUGUUCUGAAGAUUUGUUUGUCAAUGUUAUUAGUGUAUACAGGCAGGUGGGUUUGGCUGAACGAGCCGUGGAGAUGUUUUAUAGGAUAAAGGAAUUCGGGUGUGAUCCUUCGGUUAAGAUAUAUAACCAUGUUUUGGAUACUCUACUCGGUGAGAAUAGGUUUCAGAUGAUUUAUACAGUUUAUAGAAACAUGAAGAGAGAUGGGUUUGAGCCAAAUGUUUUCACGUAUAAUGUCCUUCUUAAGGCCUUGUGUAAGAACAACAAGGUAGAUGGAGCUCAGAAGUUGCUAGUGGAGAUGUCGAAUAAAGGCUGUUCACCUGAUGCUGUGAGCUACACCACAGUGAUAUCAUCGAUGUGUGAGCUCGGUAUGGUGAAGGAAGGGAGGGAACUCGCGGCGAGAUUCGAACCUGUUGUGAGCGUCUAUAACGCUUUGAUUAAUGGGUUGUGCAAAGAUCAUGAUCACGAAGGGGCAUUUGAACUGAUGAGAGAAAUGGUGGAGAAGGGGAUAUCUCCUAAUGUUAUCUCGUACUCAACACUUAUCAAUGCGCUUUGCAACUCUGGAGAAAUCGAGCUCUCUUUCUCGCUUCUGGCCCAGAUGUUGAAACGAGGGUGUCAUCCAAACAUCCAUACAUUGAGUUCUCUGGUGAAGGGUUGUUUUGUAAGAGGUACAACUGUUGAUGUCCUAGACUUGUGGAACCGGAUGAUCACAGGAUUUGAGUUACUACCAAACGUUGUAGCGUUUAAUACUUUGGUACAAGGAUUUUGUUCUUUUGGGAAUAUGGAAAAGGCUCUGUCUGUGUUUUCACAUAUGGAAGAAAACGGAUGUUCUCCAAACAUCAGAACCUAUGGUUCUCUUAUGAACGGCUUUGCCAAAAGAGGUAGCCUCGAGGGAGCAGUUGAGAUAUGGAAUAAGAUGCUAACUCAUGGAUGCUCCCCAAAUGUUGUGGUGUAUACAAGCAUGGUGCAAGCUCUUUGUAGGCACUCCAAGUUCAAAGAAGCUGAAUCUCUUAUAGAGAUUAUGUCCAAAGAAAACUGCGCUCCUUCUGUAACGACGUUUAAUGCAUUUAUCAAAGGUUUAUGCGAUGCAGGGAGGCUUGACUGGGCAGAGAAAGUGUUCAGACAAAUGGAGCAGCAAUACGGGUGUCCUCCCAACAUUGUAACAUACAAUGAGCUACUAGAUGGGCUAUCAAAGACAAACCGAAUAGAAGAAGCUUAUGGUCUCACCCGAGAGAUAUCAAUGAGAGGUGUGGAAUGGAGCUCAACGACUUACAACACGCUUUUACAUGGAUCGUGCAAUGCAGGUCUCCCUGGGAUAGCUCUGCAGCUAGUGGGGAAAAUGGUGGUCGAUGGUAAAUCGCCGGAUGAGAUAACGAUGAAUAUGAUGAUGUUAGCGUAUUGCAAACAAGGGAAAGCUGAGAGGGCAGUCCAGAUGUUGGAUCAAGUUUCAUGUGGAGGAAGAAAGUGGCAGCCUGAUGUGAUCUCAUACACAAACGUGAUAUGGGGUCUAUGCAGCUCUGAUUGUAAGGAGGAUGCGGUGAUUCUUCUUGAGAGGAUGAUAAGAGAAGGGAUUGUGCCAAGUAUUGCUACAUGGAAUGUAUUGGUUCAUCGUUUUAUUCACGAUGACACUUGAGCUCAUGAUCAGUCAUGAUCAGUUUACCAUAUGGCAAUUUAAACUUGUUCAGUUUGUUGGGAAGCCAUUUGAGUCUCUGUAUGACUAGAAGCAUCAACUCGGUGGAUUUAUGGAAAUCUUGUGAUGACAUGGAAGCUUGGCUUGUGGGUCGUCGCUGGAAUCUUCAAGAACUCGAAGAAAACACUUCAAUUCUUGCAAGAAAGAUCAGACGACUGCUUUUUGUAUCUGACAAAUACAUUUCUGAGAGAUUGCUAAGCAAAUAUGAUGAGACAGAUGCGCUUUGGCCAUGCUUCUGUUGUAAUAUGAUUAUUUGGUCAACAUUCAUUUACUCCACUCCGUCGAGAAGCUGCUUAAAAGACUGUUUACUAAAGAAGAGCUCGGGAAGAAAACUUUUGGAUUCUCUGGCCAAGGUUUGAUUUUAAAGUCGUUUGUGUAUUGAUAGAUAGUUCACUGAUGUAUACAACUAUAUAAGUUC